Lactuca virosa is the source of this 2196-nucleotide messenger RNA. The record is from the annotation of a GenBank genome assembly. NCBI's taxonomy places the organism in Eukaryota, Viridiplantae, Streptophyta, Magnoliopsida, Asterales, Asteraceae.
AAAUAGCCGGGAGUGUGGUCUAUGUUUGUAGCUCACACACAAUCACCUUAACACAUAGUAGCCGCCGCCCCUCCAUUCCACGAAUUUAAAUAAAUCCAUUUUCAUUCUUUAUUUCCCGAUCUUAAUCUUAUUCCAGUGAAGAAGAUUCCAAGGUCAAUUCAACUUAACUCCCCUAUCAUUCAUGUGGAAGCAAAAUGGAAAUUUGUCAACGCCAAUGGUUCUAGAAGCUAGCCGACGGCGGUUUCAGUUUGUUUACGUGAUUCCUUUUGUUACUAGACGAGAAAAUCAACUUUAACAACGCUUCUGUGAAGUUCUACAUCAAAAAUUUGAUUGGAUAUGGAGUCGGCUACUAAAUCAGUAGAUGAAGUUCUGGAAGAGAUAAUGAGAAUUCAUAGUUCUCUUCCUCCACGACCGGGAAUUGAUGAUGUUGAAGGUGGGAAAAUACUCAUACGAAUCUUGGAGGUCGAAGAACAAGCGAAGUUCGAUGCCAUAGUUAGGCAAAAGAAGCGAAAAGAAGUUACUGAAGAAUUAUUCACCAUUUUGGUUGAGAUGCAGAAGAAUUUAGUCCGUUUCCAGAGUGAAGAACAAAAGAAGGAAGCGAUUAAACUACUGGAUCUCGAAAAUUACCACCAACUGUUCGACGAAAUGAUUCAAAGAGCUUCCAGUUGUUGUGACAAUAGCACCCAAUCAGUCGCAUCAACUUCGAGCAAUUCUUUCUCUUCCUUCUCCACUUCAAAUUUUAGCAACGCUUCACCACACACGGUGACUCUGCCUACAAAACCGAUUUCAAUCAAAACUUCUGAGUUGUUGACAAGAGAUGAUAGCUACGUGACAAAAUCCAAGCCAAUCUUCAAUGGAGAUGUGAUAAGAACAGGGCUUCAAUCAAACGACGUGUUCAGGCCCCAGAUUGUGGAUUCCACUCUAAAACCUGCAACUACUUCCGGCCAAAAUGGAGCAAAAUUGAAUCUCAUGAAGCUUGCUAGUCUAAUCGAAGUUUCUUCAAAGAAAGGAACCAAAGAUCUCAAUCUCUGCAACAAAUUAACAGAUCAAAUUGAAUGGCUUCCCGAUUCAAUAGGGAAGAUCUCCACUUUAAUCACACUCGAUCUAUCAGAAAAUCGUCUUGUUUCUCUACCAUCUUCCAUAUCAUCCCUUUCAUCAUUAACAAAACUAGAUUUACAUUCCAACAAACUCAUCCAACUCCCAGAAUCUUUAGGAGAUCUUCUUAGUUUAAUCCAUCUUGAUCUUCGAGCAAACCAGUUAACAUCUCUUCCUCUUACAUUAACCAAAUUGAUCCAUCUCCAAGAACUUGAUUUAAGCUCAAACAACCUAUCAAUUCUCCCUGAAUCAAUCGGUUCUCUUAUCAAUCUCCAAAAACUAAACAUUGAAACCAAUGAAAUUGAAGAAAUCCCACAUGUCAUUGGUCAAUGUGUAUCUCUGAAAGAGCUUCUUGCAGACUACAACAAGCUUAAAGCUUUACCAGAAGCUGUAGGAAAACUCGAGUCAUUAGAAAUCCUUUCUGUUCGAUACAAUAACAUUGGAAGAUUACCAACUACAAUUUCAUCACUGAUAAGUUUAAAAGAGCUUAAUGUAAGUUUCAAUGAACUCGAAUCAGUUCCUGAAAGCUUAUGCUUUGCUACUACCCUUGUGAAAAUCAACAUCAGCAACAACUUUGCUGACUUAAGAUCUUUACCAAGGUCAAUUGGUAAUCUUGAGAAUUUGGAAGAGUUGGAUAUGAACAACAAUCAAAUCAGAAUCUUUCCAGAUUCUUUUAGGAUGUUAUCGAAGUUAAGAAUCUUGAAAACUGAAGGGAAUCCUUUAGAAGUUCCACCAAAAGAUGUUCUUGAUAAAGGCGCUCAGGCUGUUAUCUUGUACUUGAAUGAACUCCAUGAGAAGGUGGAGGAGAAGAUUCAACCAAUCAAAAAGAAGAAAUCUUGGACUCAAUUUUUUUUUUCAAUUUUUCAUGAGAUGCUGAGCUGUCAUGGGCUGGAACAAACGUAAUAAGUUCUUGAUGGGUCUAAUCUUCAAGGGACAUAGGAUAUUUGUUACUCUUAAUUUUUGUUGGGGUCAUGUGUUGAUCACGAUGGGGUUGGCCCUUGUCUAUUCCAUCACAAGAAGUGUAUAACCGUUGCAAGUCAUUAAAUUGUUCGGUUGCUGUGAUAAUUGGAACAACAUUGCGUUUGUCGUAUAUUGGUGUGU